This is a messenger RNA of Helicoverpa armigera (cotton bollworm), 6463 nucleotides long. Its product is annotated as muscle calcium channel subunit alpha-1. Gene Ontology annotation, biological process: calcium ion import across plasma membrane. NCBI's taxonomy places the organism in Eukaryota, Metazoa, Arthropoda, Insecta, Lepidoptera, Noctuidae. Gene Ontology annotation, molecular function: high voltage-gated calcium channel activity. The record is from RefSeq and is a predicted model, not a curated record. The coding region runs from base 335 to 5899 and encodes 1854 amino acids. The transcript has 48 exons. Gene Ontology annotation, cellular component: voltage-gated calcium channel complex; membrane.
AACCUAAAUCCGAUUGCCGAGGUACGCAGCCGUCGCUCCGGGCACUCCGCGAAAACGUUUAUAAAUAAAUUUUCUCCUAAUUUUUUACGUAAAAAACACGAAAAAUAUGUAAAAAUUACUAACUUUUGUUCAUUUUUUGUGUAUUUCUCAAAGAUAAUGUCGAUAAAUAGUGCUGUUUUGAGUGCUAGUGUUGUGUUUGGUGUAUCGAGGUGUUAAUCGACGUUUUUUUUUUCUGGUGAUUAUAAUGUCUUGUUUGUGAAAAUGCGGAGCGAGUGAUGGUGAUUAUAAUACUGGAUUUGCUGUGAGCGUGGAUUUUUUGUACAUUUAGGUAAAAAUGUCAACGGAACAGCCCCAAACCACUGGGGCUACGACCCCCGGAGCCGAUAGCGUGGUAGACCCGAGCAUAGCAGCCCCAACCCCGGCUCCCCGCAAGCCGGCGAGGCCGCGGGGCAAGCCACAGCCUGAGAAACCUAAACGAAGUCUGUUCUGCUUAGGACUUAAGAAUCCCUUGAGGAAGUUGUGCUAUGAUAUUGUUGAGUGGAAACCAUUUGAAUACAUGAUAUUGACGACGAUUUUUGCAAAUUGUAUAGCUUUAGCAGUUUUCACACCGUAUCCGUGCAGUGAUACUAAUAAUACUAAUCAAAUAUUGGAAAAAGUAGAAUGGAUAUUCAUGGUGAUAUUCACCGGGGAGUGCGUGAUGAAGAUCAUCGCAUACGGCUUUCUGUUCCACCCGGGAGCGUAUCUCAGGAACACCUGGAACAGUUUGGAUUUCACCAUCGUAACUAUUGGUAUAGCGAGUAUGAUCCUGCAAUAUAUUUCAAAAGACUCAUUUGACGUGAAGGCUUUAAGAGCUUUCCGAGUGUUGAGGCCUCUUCGACUGGUCUCUGGUGUGCCAAGUCUCCAAAUUGUGUUAAAUUCCAUAUUGAAAGCAAUGGUGCCGUUGUUCCACAUCGCUUUCUUAGUCCUGUUCGUGAUCAUCAUCUACGCUAUCAUCGGCUUGGAGCUGUUCUCUGGCAUCUUGCAUGAAACUUGCUUCAAGAACGGGACUAAAGAUGAGCUCAUAGACGACCCAAGCCCCUGCAACAGUGAGCCCGGUGACUUCGGCUACAAGUGUCCUGAGAACUACGUCUGCCGCGGCGACUGGCCUGGAAUCAACUACGGCAUCACCAACUUCGAUAACAUCGGUUAUGCUAUGCUGACCGUCUUCCAGUGUAUCACUCUUGAAGGAUGGACUGAUAUUAUGUAUGCUAUAGCCAACGUUAAAGGCAACACGUGGCCGUGGAUCUACUUCGUGACGCUGGUCAUCUUUGGUAACUUCUUCGUCAUGAACCUCAUUCUUGGUGUGUUGUCUGGAGAAUUCUCUAAAGAAAGAGAAAAAGCGAAAAAUCGAGGUGAUUUCCAAAAGUCCCGUGAAAGACAGCAGUUUGAAGAAGAUUUGAAAGGAUACCUGAAUUGGAUCACAGUAGCCGAAGAAUUGGACCUUGAGAAUGAUCAGGGACAGAAAGAAGAUGAUACGGACUCACAAGGCAAAAAAGACAGAAAAAGCAACGAAGGAUCUCAAAGCAAUAUAAAUACAAGUACUGAACAAGGGCACGGGUCUACCUGCAAGAUUUAUUGUAGGAGGUUCGACAAGGUGAAUCGACGUUUAAGAAGACAAUGCAGAAAGGCGGUGAAAUCUCAGACGUUCUACUGGGCUAUCAUUGUACUAGUAUUCCUGAACACGUUGGUGUUAGCUACUGAACAUCAUGACCAACCACACUGGUUAGACCACUUCCAGAACUAUGCGAACUAUUUCUUCGUCGUGCUAUUUACCAUGGAGAUGUUGGUCAAGAUGUACGCACUGGGCUUGCAAGGCUACUUCGUCUCCCUGUUCAACCGUUUCGACUGCUUUGUGAUGUUCUGUUCCAUCGUGGAGCUGGCGCUGACCAUCACGGAUACCAUUCCUCAGCUCGGUAUAUCUGUGUUGCGGUGUGUUCGACUGCUCAGGGUCUUUAAGGUUACCAAGUACUGGCGUUCCCUCUCAAACUUGGUAGCAUCUCUUCUGAACUCGAUCCAGUCCAUUUUCUCUUUACUUCUGCUUCUCUUCUUGUUCAUCAUGAUCUUCGCGCUGCUGGGCAUGCAAGUCUUCGGAGGGAGAUUUGAUUACGAGCCUGAGGAGGAGAAAGAGAGACACAACUUUGACUCUUUCUGGCAAGCUGUGCUGACUAUGUUCCAGAUAUUAACUGGUGAAGAUUGGAACGCUGUGAUGUAUCACGGUAUCAACGCGUACGGUGGUGUCGGCACGGCCGGGAUGCUGGCCUCUAUUUACUUCAUCGUCAUCUUCAUCUGCGGUAACUAUAUUCUGCUGAACGUGUUCUUGGCUAUCGCUGUCGACAAUCUGGGAGACGCUGAAGAGAUGGAUGAAAUACAAAAGGAGAAAGACGAAGCUGAAAAUCCAGAAGCAGGUAAUCCUCAACUGGAUGAGGAGAGAGGCGAGACUGAUGAUGAAUACGUUAACGAAGAAGAAGGAUAUUCUAGUGAAGGCCGGCCUUACAAGAAAUAUAAAAGGGUACCCAGGUCAGACCACGAAUAUGAAGAGACAGGUUCAGAAGAAGACGUGGAAGAGCAGGAACAAGAAACGAGAGACGAAGCCAACGACACACUUGUAGGAAUUGAGAAGAAACAAAAUGGAGAUAUAAAAAAAGAUGAUUCACCAAAGCGUCAGCUAGCCGCGACUUCAGCUCGACCCAGGAGGCUGUCUGACGUGGAAAUGAAGAACGAGGACAAACCGAUUCCCGAAGCCAGCAGUUUCUUCAUCUUCUCUAAUACUAACUGGUUCCGAGUGACGUGCUACAAAAUCCAGAAGAACUCGUGGUUCAAGAAUUUGAUUCUGCUGUGUAUUCUUGCGUCGUCACUCAUGUUGGCAAUGGAAGAUCCUGUAGGAUCGAAAGACAGUGAGACUCAGACUGAGAUUCUACGUAAAAUAGACUACUUUUUCACCGCCGUGUUUACGUUGGAGCUGAUCUUGAAGGUCAUCACAUACGGCUUCAUCUUACACAAGGAUGCAUUCUGUAGAUCUGCAUUCAAUUUGCUAGAUUUACUCGUCGUCAUUGUGUCUUUGAUUUCUUUGGAUGGGUCCAAAAACACUGUGAACUUCAUUAAGAUUUUGAGAGUGUUUCGAGUUUUGAGGCCUUUAAGAGCAAUCAACAGAGCCAAAGGAUUAAAGCACGUAGUACAAUGUGUGAUCGUCGCUAUUAAGACGAUUGGCAACAUUUUGUUGGUGACAAAUCUUCUACAGUUCAUGUUUGCUGUCAUGGGAGUGCAAAUGUUCAAGGGUAAAUUCUAUAGAUGUACAGAUAUCACCAAAGUUACGGAAGAGGAAUGCGCGGGCACAUACUUAAUUUACAAGAAUGGCAAGCUUGUGAUAGAGGAACGGUUUUGGAUUCGAAAUAAGUUCAAUUUCGAUGAUGUGCUCAACGGAAUGCUGACUCUCUUCACUGUCUCCACCUUUGAAGGAUGGCCAGGAUUGCUGUCAACAUCUAUGGAUUCUAACGAGGAGCGCCACGGACCCAUAGAGAACUCCAGACCUCUGGUCGCCUUCUUCUACAUCAGCUACAUUAUUGUUAUAGCGUUCUUCAUGGUGAACAUCUUCGUAGGUUUCGUCAUAGUAACAUUCCAGAAGGAGGGAGAACAGGAGUUCAAGGACUGCGAGCUGGACAAGAACCAGAGGAAUUGCAUAGAAUUCGCGUUAAAGGCUAAACCUGUUAGACGAUACAUCCCAAAACACAGGAUCCAGUACAAGACCUGGUGGUUUGUGACGUCACAGCGGUUUGAAUACUGCAUCUUCUUCUUCAUCGUGCUGAACACGGUGGCGCUCAUGAUGAAGUUCCAUGGAGCAUCGCAGGAUUAUAAGAAGGGUCUGGAUUUCGUAAACAUGGUGCUGACAACAGUUUUCAUGCUUGAAUUUGUGUUCAAGUUAGCUGCAUUUCGAUUUAAGAAUUAUUUCGGAGACGCGUGGAAUACAACAGAUUUCAUAUUAGUAGUUGGUAGUAUUAUAGACAUAGUCGUUACUCAAGUGAAUGAAAACAAGAAACCGGUUGUGUUUGGGCACGUCACCAAAGCUAAUAAAGAUGGCUCAAACUUGCUCAAAUACAUAACAUUCUUCCGUCUCUUCCGAGCCAUGCGUCUGAUCAAGCUGCUGUCCCGAGGAGAGCGCAUCAGGACUCUUCUAUGGACCUUCAUCAAGUCUUUCCAAGCGCUGCCUUAUGUAGCUCUGUUGAUUGUUCUACUGUUCUUUAUUUAUGCUGUCGUUGGUAUGCAGCUCUUCGGUAAAGUGUUUCCAGACGAUGAUGUAAUUAGCAGCAACAAUAACUUCAAGACAUUUGGAGGAGCUCUCAUGGUGCUAUUCAGAUCUGCUACAGGAGAAGCAUGGCAAGACAUAAUGAUGGCGUUAUCGCCGAACAUAGACGAGCGUCCAGGGGCACCCCUGCACUGCAUGAAGCCGGACCGCUAUGACAAAGAUGCCCAGCCUGACCUAAACACCGACUGCGGAAACUGGAUGGCCUUCCCUUAUUUUAUCUCGUUCUCGCUGCUUUGUACUUUUUUGAUCAUCAACUUGUUCGUCGCCGUCAUCAUGGAUAACUUCGACUACUUGACCAGAGAUUGGUCCAUUUUGGGACCUCAUCAUCUUGAUGAAUUCGUUAGAUUAUGGAGUGAAUAUGACCCUGAUGCGAAGGGAAGAAUCAAGCACUUAGACGUUGUCACAUUGUUAAGGAAAAUUAGUCCACCUUUAGGUUUCGGCAAGCUCUGUCCUCACCGGACUGCAUGCAAACGUCUAGUGUCUAUGAACAUGCCGUUGAACUCUGACGGCACUGUCAACUUCAACGCUACACUCUUUGCCGUGGUUAGAACACAGCUGCAGAUUAAGACUACAGGUGUUAUCGAUGAAUGCAACACUGAACUACGAGCAAUAAUCAAAAAGGUUUGGAAACGAACGUCACCGAAGCUUCUAGAUCAAGUGGUACCUCCACCAGGGGAUCCUAAUGAGAUCACCGUUGGAAAGUUCUACGCUACAUUCCUUAUUCAGGACUAUUUCAGAAGAUUCAGAAAGCGCAAGGAGCAGGCUGCUGCUGCAUCUCUUCAGAACAACCAGAUGACGUUACAAGCUGGAUUGAGGACCUUACAUGAAGCUGGACCGGAGUUGAAGAGAGCUAUAUCUGGGAACUUGGAUGAAUGCGUCGGAGAAGUUGUUGAGCCUAUGCAUAGGCGUAACCACACACUAUUCGGCGCAGUAUGGACGAGUAUCAAGAAGCAUGGCCGCGAGAGUUUCUACGGGAGGGACCGACGCACUGCCAUGCAAAAUAUGUCACCCAAUCAGAAUGGUGUUGACAAAGAUGGUCAGUCACUGAGCACUAUGAUGAGGAGAGAGCUGGGCAUGGAUGGCCAGAUUCCUGAAGAGGAAAUUAAACACGAAGACGGCAAUCAAAGCGACGAAGAAAUCGCGAUGCAGCCUCUCCUUCACGGCAAGGACUCGGAAAAGAUAUUCAAAGCUAUAGAAAAAACGUCCAACGAUUUAAUGCAGACUAUGAGAAAGAACUAUCGUGACAAAAAGACGAGACCCCCCAACAACGUGCCUUAUUGCAUAGAGAAUCCAGCGGAGAAUCUUAUUACUCGAGUACUGACGGAGCAGGGGCUCGGCAAGUACUGUGACAAGGACUUCAUUCAGAGCACCUCGCGCGAGAUGCAGGAGGCGCUCGACCUUACCCAGGAGGAAAUGGAUACCGCUGCCAAUCAGAUAAUUUUACAAGAGAGAAGGAUGGAAUCUGCCCAGCGCAGGCCGAACGAUGUGGAAAGCAUAUUGUCAAGGCAAUACCAUCCGUUCCACCAGCCUCCGAUGCAGCCCCCGCCGAGAAAAAAAUAAUCUUCACGACAAUCUUUGUUGGAUUAGUUGUACCCUUUCGGUUGACACCGUCAGGGUUUGUUGCCCAACCUGGGCUUUCAGUCCCACCCUGGGCUAGGAGAACAAAAAACUGAUUUUUCGACGAAUAUUUUGUAAAUAAAGGUAGCUUUUGGCUUAAAGGUCCCAUGUGUUUUUCUAAGACCCCUAUGGGGUCAAAAAUUUUUGUGGUUAGGAGUGAAUUUUUAAAUGGAAAAUUUUAAUAUGUAUACUGAUGUUGUAAUCAUGGCUAUGUGCCUUAUUUAUAAUGGGUAGACGGAGAAAUUGUGCCAAAAAUUUUAAUCGCCUUAAAUAUAAAUAUUGCUAUUUUUUCUGCUAUAAAUUAAUUUAUUGAUAAAGUAUAUAAACAUGUUUAAAUGGAAUUAUAAUGUAAAGUUGUAUGGGUAUUAUUUUGAGUAAAUUCUAGUCAUAAAUGCUUGCUUAAGUUUUAACGUGAAUGUUUAUUUAGUAUGAAAAAUAUUUUAAAUGAUGUAUUUUGUAUGGAAAUAUACCUGUUAUUGUGAAUAAAUUGUUGGAAUGGAUUUUGAA